AUGAAGGUAUUCGGUAAACGAGUGAAGGGACCAAAGUCUCUCUUGUCGAGUGUCAUUGCAUCCAACUUGGCACAAUAUUUUGAAGUCGAUGAGAAGAAAAUCAAGUCCAACCUUCUGUCUGAUACCAAAAUUGUCUUGAAUGACGUCUUGCUUAAAGAGCAAUGGCGCGUCGUUCAAUCUUUUGGUGAUGAAGACAGCGACCGGUCUUCUGUUGCCCAUGUCACGGGAGUGGUGAGCCAAAUCGUUUUCACAUGGACCUGGAAUGUUGGUCAGUCGGCAGAUCCGGGAUGGGUUCAAGACGCUACAUUGUUCAUUCGUGGGUUAAAGUUUCGCGUUGAGCUGUUUUGGUGGAAUAACAAGACUGCUAGGAAACACUUUUCAAAUGCCGAGUUAUCUCCGCGAAAAAAGAGAUCCAAACAGAAAAAUAGCACCCUGACGACCUAUUUGAAAAGGCAAAUGGCGGCUGUUGUCGAUUCCUUGAACCUUCAUAUUGAGGAUUACAAGUUAACGAUUGAUCUUGAUUCAAAUGGAAAGCAAGAAGAUAUCGUUUCUAUUGUCAUUGGGGGCAAGGCUGUUGAUGUCCUAUCGCGAGGCAGAAACCGAGAAGGGAGCAUAAUGAGCGUGCAAGUUGGAGAGUCCGAGACGAUUUCCAUGGCCACAGAAGGGGCUGAAGUCGAACUUAUUCACGAGAAUCUGUCCAAAGCUUCGCUUCCUUUGGAGCAACUUUUUGUUUUGGAAUCCUUUGCUGUCGAUAUCCACACCACAAAGGAAACCAAGCCAAUUCUCGACACUUUCUCGUACAAGGCUACGGCUUUGCGACUCUCGGGAGAUCGCUUUCUCACCGGUAUGGCGACUGGUCUGGAAGUUCGAGGAGACCCUCCAGCUGACGGAAAAUUAACAUUCUUUGCUGAUUACUUGCAAAUCGAAGCUCUAAAGGAGCUUGCUGGUUAUUUCUUGGCACCUAGAAAAGAAACAAAAUUGGACUCGGGGGAUGAAAGUGAUGGGAUUGAAAUGUCGUUAAGCGAUUAUGAUCGAGGAGAUGACCCGGUUUCCUUUUUUGAAAUACCACUCAAUGGUGGGUCCAUUCACACCCAGAACUCUACCCUUUCUAUUGGUUCGAUCGUCAUGCGGUACCGCGCAGAUGGGACAUUGGCAGAAUUCGUUGCGGACCAUUUGGAUGCAGGUGGUGGGCGACGACAUUCAGAUGAUCAGCUUCGCCUUCGAAUCAGCGGAAUCCACGCGACGGUUCGGCCAUCGGUUGCGCUCAAAAUGGAAUCGAUUGAUAGGUUUCGCGUACCUGGCACUGGUGAAUUGAACGAAGCAACAAAGGAUGUCUUAUUGGCGUAUGAUGGGGAAACUCUCCGCAUGGCCUUUUCUUCUGUCUUCGCAACUCGACUAGAGGAACACGAGAAGCCGUCGUCCACCGACAGUAAGGAUCGAUCGGCGGCAAAUUGGAAGGCAGCAUUGAUAUUCCCCAUCAAUCUUUCCAUUGAUGAUUUGCACAUUGUGAAUGCUUACAAGAACAAUGCAAUGACCGUUGUGCGAGAGUUCGACCUGGACGUCGCACCGGGAAUUGAUGUUUCUUUUUGUGCCAAGAACGUGAAGAAUGAAUUGAUAGAUUUGACAGAUGUUGCCAUUACAGCUCAUGUUCCCAUCUACGAAGAUGAUGUUAUCGAGAAGCUUCACUUUGCAGCAGCUUCUACCAGUUUGACCGCAGGGCGUUCUACCGAUGAAUGGGAGAAUCGGUUCACUAAUCGACCGAAAGCGACAAGCGAGAAGAAGAAUUAUAGGCUGCCGUUUGCUCAUAUUGAACCGUUGAACUUGGAAGUGUCAUUCAAGGGGAUCGUAUCCACCAAACAUAGCAAGAUGAUUAUUCGGCCGUUCAUGGGUACCAUGGCCACCACGGAGCGGGACUUGUUACGGCAUUACACUCGACAUAUUCUCCAAAAGUUUCCCGGUUUCAUUACAAACGCCGAAGUUCUCGGUGUCAAUGUCUUUGACUCUGGAGCCUCGACAUACGGCAGUUGGAUGCUAUCAGCGACACAUUUUGGUCCACUUGGAGGGAUGGCAGCUGUUGCUGGAGUAGAUGCAGUGAAGGGUGCCAUAGCCGCUGGCAAGAGGAGUCGGAAAGAGAAGAAUUGCAAGGAGGAAUCUUCAUAUGAGGAUAGGUUCCAGCCGCUUGACGUUGUUCGAGGGAUUGCAUAUGCCGCCAAAGAAGCGACAGACGAAGGGGCUUUCAUGCGUGGGAAGUUAUCGGGUCAAGGGAAUGCAAUCGACUGGUUUGUUGGGGCCACUGCGAAUACGCGAAAGUACGCCAAAGAUAACAGGUCGAGACUUGGAGCUGCCGGUGCUGGGGGUGCUGCCUUCAUCGCUGGGACGUUUAUGCUAGGACCUGCAGCUCCUCUUGCAGUAUCAAUAGCGGCUGGGAUGGCAGCUUCAGCAGUGAUGGGCAAGAUCAUAGAUAGAUCUGCCGCACCAGCGUCAAAUCGAAAGCCCAUUAACAGAACGGCAUCAUCCAUUUCGAAGGAUUCUUCCUUGGGACGGUGA
Messenger RNA from Cylindrotheca closterium, 2547 nucleotides. NCBI's taxonomy places the organism in Eukaryota, Bacillariophyta, Bacillariophyceae, Bacillariales, Bacillariaceae. The record is from the annotation of a GenBank genome assembly.